This is a messenger RNA of Leopardus geoffroyi (Geoffroy's cat), 1721 nucleotides long. RefSeq names its product transmembrane protein 40 (gene TMEM40). The transcript is spliced from 13 exons. Bases 1 to 1119 code for a protein of 372 amino acids. The record is from RefSeq and is a predicted model, not a curated record. Lineage: Eukaryota; Metazoa; Chordata; Mammalia; Carnivora; Felidae.
AUGGCGCCGCGGGCGCCCCCUCCCCCGCCUCACGGCGCGGGCUGCGCUCACCGGACAGAAAUAGCAGCCCCCGCCCCGCCCUGGUGGCGCUGCGCUCGCGCCUGGGCCGGGGCCGCCGCGGCAGGCGGAAAGGGGCCUGAGAGAGGCUCUAUGGUCUGCUCCCGGGCACCAGCCACUAUUCCGUGCGUGGCCCAGACCGACUUGCACACCUCCAGAGACGGGGAGCUCACCACUUUUCACCGGCAUUCAAGCAACAAGAGCUGCUAUUGUGGGUCAAACCAACCAAAGUACUUCCACCCCCACCCUACUCCUCAUGUGGCCUGCCUCAGAAUCAGGCAGGAGCUGAAGAGUGUACCUAGUCACCAGGUCCCUUGCGUGCUAUCUCCAAUCUUCAGGCCACAGGGGAAAACCAUGGAGACUUCAGGACCUUCUUCCCAGACUCAAGAUCACAGUCGAGUCCCUGGAGAAACAGAAGAUCUGGACUAUGGAGAGACGGAUUUCCACAAGCAAGACAGGGAAGCUGGACUCUUUCCUCAAGAACAACCCAAGAGAGACAAGUGUUUUUCCUCCUCCUCCUCCUCUUCAUCUUCCUCCUCCUCUUCUUCUUCGUCAUCCUCCUCUUCUUCAGGGAGCAGUGAUGAGGACCAGCACCCCAGAGUAACCGGAAAACGUCGGCAGAGCCAGGGGGCUGGACACCCCCCCAGGGACAGCUCACCUGGUGCUGUGCAUGAGGAGCCUGACCUUUUGAAGGACGAGCUUCAGCUCUAUGGAGGUGUCCCCGGAGAGGUGGUGCCCUCUGGAGAAUCAGGACUCCGAAGGAGAGGCUCUGACCCAGCAAGUGGAGAAGUGGAAGCCUCUCAGUUAAGAAGACUGAAUAUAAAGAAAGAUGAUGAGUUUUUCCAUUUUGUCCUGCUCUGCUUUGCCAUUGGGACCUUGCUGGUGUGUUAUCACUAUUACGCAGACUGGUUCAUGUCCCUUGGGGUCGGCCUACUCACCUUCGCCUCCCUGGAGACCGUUGGCAUCUACUUUGGGCUGGUGUACCGGAUCCACAGCGUCCUACACGGCUUCAUCCCCCUCCUUCAGAAGCUUAGGCUGAUGGGGUUCAGGAAGACCGACUGAGGCUGAGGCAGGGCCGACAGCCAGGCUGAGCCCCACCAUGAUGGCCACUGCAUCUCCCGAGUGCACAAGGACAGAGCCACGUUCUGGGAGACACGCGGGUGGGCUAGGCUAGAGCAAUAAAGAGAGCUCUUUUCCUUCCAUGUAGUCUGAACGUUGGCACUGGCCCAGGCCUAAGUAUCAUUCGGGCAGCACUGGCAUGCAGUCCAGCUGCCAGGAUGACAUGCAGAGGGAAGGUGCCAGGCCUAUGUCCUCCAAGUUACCUGGAUCAAGCAGGAGGAUUCUAGGAUGUCACUGCUCUCAGGAGACAGUAGGAGACCCCUGGGCCCUACAAGCUGUAAUCUGUGUGGGCUUCAGAUUUCUCUAGAGUCCCUAGGGCAUCCAGGUGGGCUCUUCAUCUUUUGAAUCAACAAGGAAAGACAGACAGCCCACUGACAUAAGGCAGGGAACCAUCAUGCCAGGCCCCCAGGUGAACCUGGUACAGGUGAGAUGUUGGGGACUAAAGCCACAGCACCUUGUCUCAGCCCCAUCACCUAGCACCAGCCCCGCUGCCUUGGAUUCCAUCAAGAUUCAAAUAAACAUUUUCUUCCCUGGACUAAAAAGAA